AACGUGUUGUAGUACCGAGUGCCGAUACUGAAAUAAAAUAUAAAAACUAUAAAAUAAUAUAGUCUGUGCAUUUGUUAUUAAUUUGUUUUACUUUAUACUAAAACUAGUUGUUUUCCUCCGAUGAGAUAAAAAAAUGUUUAUGAGUAAGUUCAAGACAGAGCCGUAUUUGAUGUUAAAAGAAGGCCACGGUAGACUAGAAGGUAAUGACAAAUAUGAAGGAUACGUGGUGGAUCUUAUACAAAUGAUUGCUAAGGAAAUCAACAUAACUUAUGAAUUUCGUUUAAGAAGUGAUGGAAAUGGAAAACGUGACAAAAAGACAAACAAAUGGAAUGGGAUUAUCGGCGAAGUACAAGAAAUGGUAAAACAUUUUUUUUUUUAUAGGAUAUU
Molecule: messenger RNA, 387 nt
Organism: Acyrthosiphon pisum (pea aphid)
Lineage: Eukaryota; Metazoa; Arthropoda; Insecta; Hemiptera; Aphididae
Product: glutamate receptor 3-like
Exons: 2
Cellular component (GO): membrane
Molecular function (GO): ligand-gated monoatomic ion channel activity
Source: RefSeq, a predicted model, not a curated record